Aethina tumida (small hive beetle) is the source of this 1207-nucleotide messenger RNA. Its product is annotated as glyoxylate reductase/hydroxypyruvate reductase. Bases 97 to 1179 code for a protein of 360 amino acids. The record is from RefSeq and is a predicted model, not a curated record. The transcript has 2 exons. Lineage: Eukaryota; Metazoa; Arthropoda; Insecta; Coleoptera; Nitidulidae. Gene Ontology annotation, cellular component: cytosol. Gene Ontology annotation, molecular function: NAD binding; hydroxypyruvate reductase [NAD(P)H] activity; glyoxylate reductase (NADPH) activity.
UCAGUUUGAAUGAACCUAAAAUUUUAUUAAUAACUUCGUCUGAUAAAUAUUGACCUACGAACAACACAAUUUAUUGCAUAAUUUAAGAGCGUGGCAAUGUGUACAGUUAUUACAAGAUUCUUGCAAAUUACAAAUGUCAAUCGCGUUAACUACUUACACCGCCAGCUGAUCAUCAACAAUACUAUAAAUCGGUACCGACAGUAUUCAAAAAUGAGUAAACCCUCAGUGUACGUAACCAGAGAAAUUAACAGAGAAGCCCUGGAUCUUUUGUCCAAAUACUGUGAAGUAAAUUUGUGGACAGGGCCGGGCCCAGUACCCAGAGACACGUUAAUAAAAAAUGUUAAGGACAAGAACGGCCUCUUUUGUAUGCUGACCGACAAAAUCGACGCGCAGGUUUUGGAUUCAGCCGGUCCAAACUUGAAGGUCGUGGCUACAAUGUCAGCAGGAUACGAUCAUUUAGAUUUGACCGAAUUGAAAAAGCGGCACAUCAAGGUAGGCUACACGCCAGACAUUUUGUCCAGUGCGACUGCCGAAUUAACUGUUGCGUUGUUGCUGGCGACAAGCAGGAGAUUAUUGGAAUCGAGCGAGGAGGCGAGAAACGGUGGUUGGCAAGCUUGGUCGCCGUUUUGGAUGUGCGGACCGAGUCUCGAGAAUUCCACGGUCGGAAUUGUUGGACUGGGAAGAAUUGGCUUAGAAGUCGGCAAGCGUUUGCAGCCGUUCGGCGUUAAGAAAUUUUUGUAUUACAAUCGGUCGGAAAAGCCUGGAGCCAAAGCGAUCAACGCGGUCAAAGUCUCCUUUGAUGAGCUGCUACGGGAGAGCGACUUCGUAAUUGUAACAUGCGCAUUGACGCCUGAAACUAGUAAUAUGUUCAACGACGAGGCAUUUAAUAAAAUGAAGAGUACUGCGGUUUUUAUAAAUUCAAGCAGAGGCGGAACUGUGGAUCAACCGGCACUUAUUAGGGCGUUGGAAAAUAAAACGAUAUGGGCGGCUGGUUUGGAUGUAAUGACUCCAGAACCUUUACCCUUGGACAGUCCUCUUUUCAAAUUGAAAAAUUGUGUAAUUUUACCACAUAUUGGAAGCGCAUCCAUUGAUACUAGAAAUCAAAUGGCGAUUUUAACAGUUGAAAAUAUUUUGAAGGGGUUAAAUGGAGAGGAAAUGCCUGCAGAACUAAAAGUUUAAGAUGUAAAAUAAAGUUAAUGAAACCAAA